CACCAAUGUUUCAAGAAAUUAACCAAAUUAAUUACUUCAAUUCAAUUCAUACAAAUCAUUAGAGAAUUAUCAUCAUAUGGCUUCUUUUUUCCAUAUAGUUGUGUUACUAUUAUUGUCCCUCACAUAUUCCUUAGCUGAAAAUUCUCAACUAGGAGAAUAUUGCAACAAAAAAACCAUCAUAAGCAGUAGCAGCCAAGUAUCAGCCAACAUAGACCAUUUGUUAGCUGAUAUAGUCACCAAAUCUCUUCAAGGCGCCACCUUUGUCGAGGCCUCGUAUGGCAAUGGCAAGGACACUGUCUACGGCCUGGCUCAAUGCCGAGGUGAUGUAGACUCAAAGGACUGUAUGGAGUGCAUCCAAGAUGCAGCCAAACAAGUCCGAAAACUCUGCCCUAACCAAUCUGAUGCCCGAAUUUGGUAUGACUAUUGCUUCUUAAGGCAUAGCCAAAAUAAAUUUUUUGGUAAUGUGGAUUUAUCAUAUGGAAUAUUAUAUAAAAACAUAGCUAAUGUCACAAAUCCUGAUGUUUUCAACCAAGAGUUGGGAAAUAUGUUCGAUAGGAUUGAUUCAAAGGCGGUUAAGCCUUCGAGUGGAGGGCUUGGGAAAGAUCAUAAAAAAGUGACUGAUUUUGAGACCAUAUACGCCUUGGUCCAGUGCACAAGGGACUUGUCUCCUAUGUCUUGUGCUCAAUGUUUGGCUCAAGCCAUUCGAAAUUUCGAAGGUUAUUGCAGUAAUAGUAAGGGAUGCAGGGUGCUGUAUAGCAAUUGUUAUGUUAGAUAUGAGCUCUACCCCUUUUUCUUUCCUUUAGAAGGUCAGUUUCCAAAUAACAAGGGUCAUUCUCUAGGAAAAUCUGUCACUAUACAUCAUUAAGGUGCCCUAAAAGACUAGUAAUAAGGCAUUAAAAAGUUUGCUAAGUUGUUAUUUGAAAGUUAUUAGUUAAAGUUACAUAAGAUGUGCUACGAAUCUAAGAUGCAGCAAAAGUUGUAACUGUUGUAAUAUGUGCAUGGAUUAUGCAUGUGCGAUUGUGCUUACUCCUUUCUAAUUAAAGUUUAAUACAAGUGCAUUUUAUAUGGUA
Messenger RNA from Chenopodium quinoa (quinoa), 1070 nucleotides. Its product is annotated as cysteine-rich repeat secretory protein 55-like. The coding region runs from base 77 to 865 and encodes 262 amino acids. Lineage: Eukaryota; Viridiplantae; Streptophyta; Magnoliopsida; Caryophyllales; Amaranthaceae. The transcript has a single exon. The record is from RefSeq and is a predicted model, not a curated record.